CACUUGACUGUCACUGGAUAAGGUCUCCCAAACCCAAAAAAAUAUCCAUGUCAUUGUUAAGACUGUCAAGCAUGAAUUGAAUGGAUAGAUAUUCCUUUGGUUAAACCCAAACCCCCAUCUUCCCAGAAACCAAAACCCGGCAUCACCUCCCCUCCCCAUUUCGCCAUGGCUGCAAAACUCUCAGCCGUUUUAGAUGUUCACCACUGCAACAUAUCAUAUCCUUCAGACAAAAAUCAGCCACCACAUUUCACCUCUCCGUUAAGAAUCUCCACCAAAAAGUUCACCAUUUUUUGCACUUCAUCCAAAUCUCCUCCAAAAACUGCUCCAGGAAAAGCAGAAUCCCGAAAGAGAAAAACCCCAUCUUUAUCCGAGCAGCUGAAGCCUCUCUCCAACACCAUUCUUUCUGACCGACCAAAUGAAUCCCAUCAACUCUUAUCCAAACCUAAGUCCGUAUGGGUCAAUCCCACAAAGCCAAAGCCGUCUGUCCUCUCUCUCCAACGCCAGAAGCGCUCUUCUUAUUCCUACAAUCCUCAAAUCAGAGACCUCAAACACUUUGCCAAGAAACUCAAUGAUUGUGACCCUGCUGAUGACGCUGCUUUUCAGGCAAUUCUUGAAGAAAUCCCACAUCCACCCAAUAGAGAUAAUGCCCUGCUGGUGCUCAACAGUUUGAGAAGUUGGCAAAAGACUCUUCUUUUUUUCAAUUGGAUUAAGACUCUGAAUUUGUUUCCUCUAGAAACAAUCUUUUAUAAUGUGACAAUGAAGUCUUUGAGGUUUGGCAGGCAGUUUCAGCACGUGGAGAACCUUGCUAAUGAGAUGAUUGAAAAUGGGGUUGAGCUCGAUAAUAUUACUUAUUCUACUAUCAUCACUUGUGCAAAAAGAUGUAAUCUUUUCGAUAAGGCGGUCCAGUGGUUUGAGAGGAUGUAUAAAACUGGGCUGAUGCCUGAUGAGGUGACUUACUCUGCUGUUCUUGAUGUUUAUGCAAAGCUGAGGAAAGUUGAGGAGGUGAUGAGUUUGUAUGAGAGAGGGAGGGCCAGUGGUUGGAAGCCUGAUCCUAUUGCUUUUGCUGUGUUGGGGAAGGUGUUCGGUGAAGCAGGGGAUUAUGAUGGUAUAAGGUAUGUUUUGGAAGAAAUGAAGUCACUUGGGGUACAACCUAAUUUAGUUGUGUAUAAUACACUACUGGAAGCAAUGGGUAAGGCCGGGAAGCCUGGACUGGCUAGGAGUUUGUUUGAGGAAAUGUUGGAUUCAGGGAUUACCCCGAAUGAAAAAACGCUAACAGCAUUGAUUAGGAUUUAUGGGAAGGCAAGAUGGGCUAAAGAUGCUUUGGAGCUUUGGGAUCGGAUGAGAUUGAAUGGAUGGCCUGUGGAUUUCAUAUUGUAUAAUUCUUUGUUGAGCAUGUGUGCUGAUCUUGGGUUGGAAGAAGAGGCUGAGAGGCUGUUUGAGGAUAUGAAGGGAUCUGAAAGCCGUAAACCGGACAGCUGGAGCUAUACUGCGAUGCUUAAUAUAUAUGGCAGUGGUGGGAAUGCUGACAAGGCAAUGAGGAUGUUUGAGGAGAUGUCCGAGAAGGGUGUUGAGCUCAAUGUCAUGGGAUGUACAUGUUUGAUUCAGUGCCUAGGAAGAGCGAAGAGAAUUGAUGAUUUGGUUCAGGUGUUUGAGAGUUCAGUCAAUGGUGGUAUCAAACCAGAUGAUAGGCUUUGUGGGUGUUUGCUGUCCGUCGUGUCCUACUGUGAAGGUGAAGAUGUAAACAAGGUCCUUGCGUGUUUACACAAGGCUAACCAAAAUUUGGUUGCCUUUAUCAAGUCGUUGGAAGAAGAAGAUACUAAGUUUGAGAAUGUGAAACAGGAAUUCAAAGGAAUACUCAGUAACACUGCUGUUGAUGCAAGGAGGCCUUUCUGUAAUUGCUUGAUUGAUAUUUUUCGGAACAGAAAUCUCCGUGAGAGAGCUCAUGAGCUUCUUUAUUUGGGGACAAUGUAUGGAUUAUAUCCAGGUUUACAUACUAGGACUGAGGAGGAAUGGCGAUUAAAUGUCCGAUCACUCUCCGUUGGUGCAGCACAUACUGCAUUGGAAGAAUGGAUGCAAACCUUAACAAAACUUGUCCAGCGCCGAGAGGCAUUGCCAGAAGUGCUAUCUGCAAGCACUGGAGCAGGAAGUCACAAGUACUCUCAAGGUUUGGCCAACGCAUUUGCUUCACAUGCGGAGAAGCUUGCUGCUCCUUUUAAACUGAGGGAAGAUAAAGCAGGAGGCCUCUUUGUGGCAACUCGAGAAGAUGUGAUAUCCUGGGUGCAAUCGAGGGCUGCAUCACUUGCCUCGAUAGCUUAGGUGUACUAAUUGUCAUAACUAUAGUUUUAGCCAUGCUGCUAUGCCUGACAGAGUGCAAGUUUAUUUUCUCAAAUUACUCUAGUCCAAAGUAAGCCAGAGGCGUUAUUGUAACUUGUAGUAUCAGGAUUAUGCUUAUUUAGGUAGAAGGGGCAAAGAUCAACUGUACUUGCUCUUAAGUGGCCCUGCAACUGUACUAAAUUUUUACGCAGACAACUUGGUAAAGUAUUCCUGUCUAUAAUCCAAGUUUUCUUUUCUUUGUCAA
Messenger RNA from Coffea eugenioides, 2578 nucleotides. RefSeq names its product pentatricopeptide repeat-containing protein At5g46580, chloroplastic. The record is from RefSeq and is a predicted model, not a curated record. The transcript has a single exon. The coding region runs from base 166 to 2316 and encodes 716 amino acids. Gene Ontology annotation, molecular function: protein binding. Lineage: Eukaryota; Viridiplantae; Streptophyta; Magnoliopsida; Gentianales; Rubiaceae.